GAGCCGGAGAGCGUAGUCGAUAUUGAAAGAAAAAGCAUCACGCGUAAACACGCCCAAGGAACUGUCGUUCAUUUCUCUCUGCAAAUGCAAUGAAGUUGCCGAGUUAGUGAGCUGUGAGCAUUUCUUCGAUCGGGGAAUUAGCGUUUAGUUUAGGACCAAAAUGUCUGAUCAUCCAGAACCUGAAACAAGCGCAAGGAAGAGUCGCAAACUCAAUGAAGCAGUCAUGUUUUCAAGUGUGCCUUUGGAACUCAUACCAGAUAUACUUCUACGAUUGCCUGUGAAGCCUCUGCUUCGUUUCAGAUGUGUAUCUAAGUCCUGGCUUGCCGAAAUUGAUGGCCCAGAUUUCAUCAAGAGUCAUAUGAGACGAUCCAUCGAAACCACAGCCAAUCAUCAUCUCAUUCUGACCGAAGCUGAUAUGGUGGAUGAGUGGAAUAUGAACAGAUACCCUCCAACUCGUAUGUUCUCAGCGAGUCUCGACAAGGGACUUGGUCAACCCCUAAAAGCCCUUAGCAACCCUCUGAUUUCUGUGAAAUGGACAACCGAAAUAUUGGGCUCAUGCAAUGGGUUGCUUUUAUUGCAAAACAAUGGCCAAGAUCUUGUACUUUGGAACCCUUUUACCAGGAGGUAUAAAACAAUGCCCACUGAGGCCAUUGAUACACCUACUGCACCUCGAAAUCGACAUUCACCCACAUAUGGAUUUGGCUAUGACACCAUCCGCAACGACUACAAGGUUGUAAGAAUCAUCCAAUGUUUUCCUUAUGAUAGUGGGCUUACAGAAGCCUGUGAAAUAAAGGUAUUUAGUUUGACUAUGAAUUCUUGGAGAAGGGUUCAAGUACCC
Messenger RNA from Tripterygium wilfordii, 838 nucleotides. Its product is annotated as F-box protein CPR1-like. Gene Ontology annotation, molecular function: protein binding. The annotation marks the transcript as partial. NCBI's taxonomy places the organism in Eukaryota, Viridiplantae, Streptophyta, Magnoliopsida, Celastrales, Celastraceae. The transcript has 2 exons. The record is from RefSeq and is a predicted model, not a curated record.